This is a messenger RNA of Morone saxatilis (striped sea-bass), 3988 nucleotides long. Its product is annotated as zinc finger protein 70-like. The record is from RefSeq and is a predicted model, not a curated record. Lineage: Eukaryota; Metazoa; Chordata; Actinopteri; Moronidae. The transcript has 8 exons. The coding region runs from base 122 to 2008 and encodes 628 amino acids.
UCAUCCCUCUUUCUACUAGGAUCAUGGCUAUGCCUUGCCUGCUUCUCCUACCGCUCUUAAGACCAGACUCAAUGAAGCCUUAGCAAGAGUGGAAAGUCUGGAGCGAGAGAAGAAGAAUGCCAUGGCCAGAGAAAAGAGGGCAAAGACCGCAAAUAGACCACUAAACCUAACCCAACUUUUAGGUCCUCUUCUUCCUCUGUCAUCCCUGCACCUCCUGGUUCCUCCACUGAGGUUGAUGUCAGCCUGUAUGUGGCAGGUGGCCCAGGAGCGAAACGUAGACCAGUAUGCCAAACUGGCUGAAUUCAUCACGCUGGUGACAGAGAUGGUCCCAGAGCUUAUGAGCUACAAACAGAAGACUCAGCUCAUCCUGGGACUGAGAGCUCGGCUCGUGCUUGAAUUGUUAAGGAGGACGGACAAGGUUGACUGUGAAGCUAUGCGGAAUAAUCUAAACAGUUUUCAACCGAGGACAACAAACUGUAUACACGAAGAGGACCAAGAUUCAGAGGUGGAGAUUUCAAAGUCAGCAUUUGUGGAGCUGGUUGAGACAUUGCUGAGAGACCAAUCACAAAAAGACAACUUCUUCAAGGAAGUCUUCUCGGUCCGAUAUGGAGCUCGUUUUGAUACAGCGCUGCAGAUCCUGGUGUGGGAGUUCUUCUACCGACUGGAGGAGUUCCUCCCAGUACCGAGUUUUUCACAGGUAUUAUCCAUGUUUGACAUUUCUUCCUUUGACUAUGAGGUUGAGCAGUUUGUCUCCGACCCUGAAGACCUGAAGAGGAUUCUUCAGCAUCAGCAGGAGCAUCAAAAGUUGACUAAAAGUGAAUUCACCUUUGUGUCGGACACUAUCCUCUCCACGCUCGCAUCUAAACUGACUUCGGCAGCAUCUGAAGAACAUAUUGAUCAAAAAAUGGAUGAGGGAGGUGAAGACAGCAAAGAAAAGACGGAGCAGAAGACACUGAAGCAAGAAGACAGCUGUGGCAUAGAAGACAUUUGUGAGGACGAUGAAGAGACUGACAACAGUUCCAUUGAAACUAAUCCAAACUCGUACUGGCUGUCACCUCUUACUUCCUCUCCAUGUUCUGAAGAAGCAGGUGAUGAAGAAACAGCUGGUGAAGCCGCCUUCCAGCCACCCAGAUGCUCAGUGGAAGGACUGAAGGAACAUCUGGAUCUGAGUAGAAGCAAGGAGCCAUCAGAAGAGAGCCAGUCACUGACAAGAGGCGGAGACGAUGCCAGCGAGGACUCCGUAAGAGCCAAUAAAAACACCUGCCUGGAGUGUGGCAAGACUUUAGCAUCGCCUGCCUCCUUGAGAAGACAUCAUUUUCUUCACUCUGCGGUACGGCCAUUCAAGUGCACUCAGUGUGACAAGUCAUACACAUGUAAACCAGACCUGAAUCGACAUUUCCUAAUUCACUCAAAAGUCGUGUCCAUUCCUUGCAGCCUUUGUGAGAAGAGAUUUGGGUCUCAGGCUUCACUUAAAGUUCACAUGCGAGUUCACACUGGAGAGAGGCCAUUUGCCUGCUCGUACUGUGGCAAGAGGUUCUUGAACAAUUUCGCCCUGAAGUCCCACGUGCGCAUUCAUACCGGCGAGCGCCCAUAUGCCUGUACUUUUUGCGACAAGAAAUUCAUACAGUCACACUGUCGCACUGUGCACCUCAGGGUUCAUAAGAAAGAGAAACCGUACCUGUGCAGCACAUGUGGUAUGUCCUUUUGUAGCUCCGGGGCCUUGCUGGUGCAUUCACGCAUUCACACAGGCGAGCGGCCUCAUCAGUGUGACUUGUGUGGGAAACGUUUCAGGAAAGCUGUACAACUGACAGUCCAUCGGAGAUUCCACACGGGAGAGAGGCCGUAUUCUUGCUCACAGUGCGACAAAUCGUUCGCCUGUAGCUCGGGACUGAAGAAACACAUGAGGACACACACAGGAGAGAAACCAUACCAGUGUUUAACCUGUCACAAGACGUUUUCCGAAAAAUCCAACAUGAGAAAACAUCUGAAAGUCCACAAGAACAUCUAGCAUACUGUUUUUGGACACCGGUUGUUGGCACGCUUGCAGUAUCUUAAAUGAUAAAUGAAAGCCUGGUUAUUUCUGUGUCAGAACCAGCUGUUUCAGUGCGUCUUCAUAUCACUAAAUCAAAUGUACGUAUGUAAAUAUGGACUUGGGACACUUGGGAAUCGUACAUGUUGGAGCAUAUAUUAUUAAAGAGCAUAUUGUUUAGGGUUAGCAUAGGUCAAAGACUUGAUUUUAGUGUGUAGUUAUGUUCAGGUAAUCUAAAAAAAUCUAAAAAAGUCAAAAAAUGUGCUAACAAAAUAUACCAUCAUUAAGGAGUGCUCAUGUGUGUGAGAUAGUAAGGAUAGAUCCUUUGUACUUUAAGAGUGUGAAUGUCUUCUGGUCAUUUUUACCUGCUCUUUUCUAUUUACUCACGUUUCUGUCAGUACAAACAUUAUUUAUGUAUCUCCUGAUCCCAGUGCUGCUGCCACUCUUUACUGAUUUUCUUCCAUGCGAUACCCUUUCCCUCUGAUUUUGAAGGUUUAAAUUGUGGUGUCUAUGUAUGAGCUUGUUUAGCUACUCUGCCCUCUCUCUCAUUAUCCAGAAGAUGAGUCGGUUGUCAGUUUAAGAUUUCAGCUCAGAAAGCUCACAGUAUCUGUUCUGUCUUUUUUAACAAUUGUAAGAAACAGAUGAUUUUGAAUUUAUAAUAAAAUAUUCAUGUUGUCGAACGACUCAUAGGCAAAGUGUUCGGUAACUCUGAGGAACUCAAAUGCACAAGAUUAGUAUUUUUAUGAUUUUUUCCGUCUGACCAUCCACUCUUUGUUCAGUAGAGUACAGUGUGAAUUCUAUCACAUCUGUAGCUGAAUGUAUUAAACCUCUUCAAUUUCUUAAUUCAGAUUAAAGUACUGUUUAUAAUCUUUGGUACACACAUUCAUUAGGGUCAAAUGCAGCAUAAACCCAUAAUAAAGUCCACCAUAAGCAGUAUUUGACAGUAUUUCGGUAUGUUCACAAACUGAUGAGGUGAUAGUUUGAAUUAAGAUAAUAUUUUCAUGUGUGGCUGUGGCCAUCGCACCAAUACAUCAGCCGAUAUUAGCUUCUUACAGAUACAUCAGUAUUUACAAGAAAUUUAAAUACAGAAAUGCCAAAGACAUGUUUUGAAAUACUGUCACCACUCAAGUUUAUUCAUUUUUCAGAUAGAAAAUGUCCUGCCCUGUAAUUUAUUGGUAACAAGAAAUGUACAGGGCUUGUCAAAAAAUAUAUAUAUUUAAGGGAACCUUAUUAAAAAAUUUUAUGUUAUUGGUCAUGUAAAGAAAAAUAAUAUCAGGCCAAUAUAUCAGUAUCCACAUUGGCCUCAAAAAUCAUGUUUUAGACAGGUUAUACUCUGCUUUUUUGGACCUUUCACACAUUUAUUUGGAUAGUGACAGCUUGAAGAUAGACAGGAAACUGAGGAAAGAGAAAGAAUGACAUGCAGCAAAGGACCGCAGCUUGGAAGCAAAUCUGGACCGCUGCGGUAAAGACUCAGCCUUUGUACACGCAGACUCUACCAGGUGAGCUACUGGGCACCCAAAGUUGUGUUUAUUUAUUUUACUCUCAUAUUUAGACAUACCUGCUCAUUCAUUCUUACAGUACAAUGAAUCACUACAAUGAAUUCAGUCACACAUACCAACCCUCCUUAAAGAUCCCCGCCAAUCAUGUAUUAAGACAUAUAUACAAAUAGUCUGCUUGGAACAAUAAUGUGUGUGCAAAUUAAAAUCAUUAAAAAGGCAUCUACUACUUCUACAUCAUGCUUAUAUAAGUUGCACACAGAACCAGGAUGGACUUCCAAACUAUUUGUGAUGUCACAAAUUAUGCUCGUAGGUCCCGCCCCUUAAAAUCAGAUUUUCAAUAAGCACAGAGACACCUUGCACUUUCUGUAGAUGAAUGUGAGUGUCAAACUCAUGCACAUACAUCAUUCUGCAAAGUAAAGCUCAAACAUCCAAUAAGAAACAGGAAGAAAAAUCUUUUGUC